Molecule: messenger RNA, 1149 nt
Organism: Dentiscutata erythropus
Lineage: Eukaryota; Fungi; Glomeromycota; Glomeromycetes; Diversisporales; Gigasporaceae
Source: the annotation of a GenBank genome assembly
AUGUCUGAAUCAAUUUCCGAAGGCACAAUUUCAAAGUGGAACAAAAAGGCUGGAGAUUCCAUUCAACAAGAUGAGGAAAUUGUGACAAUCGAAACUGACAAGGUCAAUGCUCCAGUUAAUUCCCCAUAUACUGGAAAGAUACUCGAAAUAUUUGCAAAUGAGCAAGAUAACGUAGUUGUAGGCCAAGAUCUUUGCAAAGUGGAGUUAGGGGAUGCUGCGGCUUCUGCGGACACUUCGAAAGAAGAUUCUCCAAAACAAGUACCAGAGCCAGAAUCAAAACAAAAGGAAGAUACUCCUCCUCCUCCAGAACCAGAACCUACCACAACUUCAAAACCAACCACGCCUCCAACACCACAACCUUCCGCUUCCCCAACGCCGCCACCUUCCGCACUCCCAACACCACCACCACCUUUCGAACCUCAAACACCACCACCUUCUGCGCCUUCAAAACCUUCACAACCUUCGAGUAAGGCAAAAGAAGAAUCUCCUUACGGUGUAAGAGAAGAGCGUGAGGUUAAGAUGAACAGGAUGCGCUUGAGAAUUGCCGAACGUUUGAAAGAAUCACAAAAUACUGCUGCCUCAUUGACAACUUUCAAUGAAAUUGAUAUGACCAAUAUUAUUGAGCUUCGUAAUACUUACAAGGACGCAGUUCUCAAGAAACAUGGUGUCAAAUUUGGAUUUAUGUCCGCAUUUGUAAAGGCUUCCACUAUUGCACUCCAGGAAGUUCCAGCUGUCAAUGCAUCUAUAGCAGAAUCCGGUGAUACCAUCAUAUACAGGGACUAUGUUGAUAUGAGCGUUGCAGUUGCUACACCGAAAGGUCUUGUGACUCCUGUGAUUCGCAAUGCCCACCUAUUAUCAUUUGUAGAAAUUGAAAAGGCUAUUGCUGAAUUAGGCCAAAAAGCUCGAGAUGGGAAAAUGACCAUCGAAGAUAUGGCUGGAGGUUCUUUCACCAUUUCUAAUGGAGGUGUAUUCGGGUCACUUCUUGGAACUCCAAUUAUUAACCUGCCACAAAGCGCGAUAUUGGGGAUGCAUGCCACGAAGGACCGUCCCAUUGAAAUUCGACCAAUGAUGUACAUUGCUUUAACCUAUGAUCACCGUCUGAUUGAUGGCCGUGAAGCUGUAACAUUUUUGAAGACAGUCAAAGAACAG